AUGGAUUAUGUAUCAAAAUGGGUGGAAGCUAAAGCCACUAAAACUGAUGACUCUCAAGCUGCUGUAGGUUUUAUUAAGGCUAACAUCUUUAAUAGGUUUGGGAUUCCAAGAGCAAUUGUCAGUGAUCAAGGAACUCAUUUUUUCAAUAGAUCGGUUGCAGCUAUGGUGAAGAAGUAUGGAGUGAAUCACAGAGUAGCCACCGCAUAUCAUCCUCAAAGCAAUGGAGAAGCUGAAGUUUCCAAUAGAGAAGUUAAAUCCAUCUUGGAGAAAACGGAAGAAUUAAAUUCUGUGAAAGGCCUUGAACCUGCUUCUAGAAGUUCCAAAGAGUAUGAGGAGACUCAUAAAUCCCAUCUCUACUGGAAGAGGUUCUGGUACACUCUUACUAUUAUUAUGAAUAGUUUGUGGUAUGAAUUGGAUUGA
Molecule: messenger RNA, 420 nt
Organism: Ricinus communis (castor bean)
Lineage: Eukaryota; Viridiplantae; Streptophyta; Magnoliopsida; Malpighiales; Euphorbiaceae
Exons: 3
Coding region: 1-420 (139 amino acids)
Biological process (GO): DNA integration
Molecular function (GO): nucleic acid binding
Source: RefSeq, a predicted model, not a curated record